UUAGCCUCGUUUGUGCGGGUUGACGGCUCACUGACGCUACAGGACUCGUUGGCUAGAGACGUUUCCCAGACAACCGUUUAAUUGUGGCUGUGCUGAUGUCACGUUUAGUUAACGUUGGAUUCGGUGACACGAGCAGAGACGGGCCAGCGAGACGCCCAGCCCUAAAGCAGACCGCCCAGCGUGCACCUUAGCCAGGCGUCCCCGAGCUAGCUACCGGGAAGGCUGACGGGGGACAGCGGCAGCACUCCAGGGGUGUGGCCGGGCUGGUCCUUCACCUUAGCCGGUUAAGCGAGUGGUUUGGUGGGACGUGAGUUAGUUUGACUCCUCGUUACUGAGGGGGGAGGACGAUGGCUGGCGAUGAUGGCGGCAUACCAGAGCUGGACCAGGGGAAGUAUGACGCGGACGAACAAGUGAAGAUCAUCUGUUUGGGAGACAGCGCAGUUGGGAAAUCAAAGCUGAUGGAGAGGUUCCUCCUUGAUGAAUUUCGUCCACAACAGCUGUCCACGUACGCCCUGACUCUCUACAACCACACAGCUGUUGUAGGAAACAAAACUGUAAUGGUCGAUUUCUGGGACACAGCUGGCCAAGAGAGGUUCCAGAGCAUGCAUCCUUCAUAUUACCAUAAAGCGCAUGCUUGUAUCAUGGUUUUCGACAUUCAAAGAAAGAUCACUUACAAGAACCUGGCCAACUGGUAUAAGGAGCUGAGAGAGUACAGACCAGAGAUACCAUGUUGUGUGGUUGCCAACAAAAUCGAUGCUGACUUGAAGGUGACACAGAAGAGCUUCAACUUUGGCAAAAAGCAGGGACUUCCAUUCUACUUUGUAUCAGCUGCUGACGGAACCAAUGUAGUAAAGAUGUUCAGAGAGAUGAUCAAAAGAGCGGUGGACUACAAGCAAAAUCCCAGCGACUUCAUGGAUGAAGUGUUGCAAGAAUUAGAGAACUUUGAACUGGAGACAAAGGAAAACACUUCUAAUGCGGCUGAGAACGGACUGAAGGCUGAGAGCCCGGAAAUGAUCUGAGAGGAAUUCCGUGAGUUUCUAGGCCAUCUCCUCGUGUUACCGACAUUUUAUGUUACACCACACAGGAAGUGUCCAAACUGGAACAACUGAUGCUUAACGUAGCCUCUGCUUUUGGUUAACCUGAUGGGAUUCUCGUGAGCACAGACUCUACAUUGGUAGUUCUCUGACUGUCAGUGACCAGUCAGACCAGUCAAGCCAAUUAAUUUUUGUAAUGUGAUUUUGGCAGUAGGGUGGCACGGUGACGCAGUAGUUAGCGCGGUCGCCUCACAGCAAGAAGGUUCUGGGUUCGAGCCCCGGGGUAGUCCAACCUUUGAGGUCAUCCCGGGUCGUCCUCUGUGUGGAGUUUGCAUGUUCUCCCCGUGUCUGCGUGGGUUUCCUCCGGGGGCUUCUGUUUCCUCCCACAGUCCAAAGACAUGUAGGUCAGGUGAAUCAGCCGUACUAAAUUGUCCCUAGGUGUGAAUGUGUGUGUGUGUGUGUGUUUGUGUGUGUGUGUGUGUGUGUGUGGGCCCUGUGUGAUGGCCUGGCGGCCUCUCCAGGGUGUCUCCCUGCCUGCCGCCCAAUGACAGCUGGGAUAGGCUCCAGCAUCCCCGCAACCCUGAGAGCAGGAUAAGUGGUUCGGAUAAUGGAUGGAUUUUGGAAGUUUUGGCCCAUUAUCUCCUCACAUGUACAUGUUUAGCAUUAUCACUGUUGAAAAUGAACAAAAGUGGAUGUCUUGUCACAUUGCUCAGUCCCCCAUCGCCCCGCCCACUGAAGCUGGUAGGGAGAAAUAACUUGUUUGGACACUUGGGACACUAACCUGGUUUUGCAUCGAGCUGCUCUACUGUCAAACGUUGUUUAGGUCGCCUUUUGCUUGUAAACUUGUCUGUCAAAUGUAUCUUUUGUAAUACUUAGUAGAGAGCGGUGGAAAACACUACAGCAGACAUGUUAAAUGUUUACUUAUGAGAAAACAUGAUUUUGUGUACAGUAUGAAUAAUGUGAACUGUGGAAAACGUUCAUUUGGACACGAACACACACACAGAGCGAGCUGUGGUUGUGCACCGUCUUGCUGCUCUUGGUGAGCUUUGUGUCUGGUCAUGUGUGCAAUAAUGAUGGGGGGCUACGUCCGUCGGCUGCUACCGUUGCAUCAAUAUCUUAGUGAAAAGCCAUGGACCUCAUUUAGUGUCUUUAACAUGAUUAUUGAAUGUACUACUCAAACAUCAUGAUUUUAAUGUUUUUUUGUCUUGGCAGUACCAUAAUUUUUUUUUUUUUUUUAGAACAAAACCAGUGAUUCUGGCCCAGUAAGACAGAUCUGUAUUUGAGUCAACAGUGUGCAUGAUAUGAAGUCCUAUAUUUCCUGUAUCUUACUCUGAGAGGCUUUGUUAUUCUGUUAGGCAGUAAUAUACAUU
Molecule: messenger RNA, 2404 nt
Organism: Lampris incognitus (smalleye Pacific opah)
Lineage: Eukaryota; Metazoa; Chordata; Actinopteri; Lampriformes; Lampridae
Gene: rabl2
Product: RAB, member of RAS oncogene family-like 2
Exons: 8
Coding region: 348-1019 (223 amino acids)
Cellular component (GO): endosome; Golgi apparatus
Molecular function (GO): GTPase activity; GTP binding
Source: RefSeq, a predicted model, not a curated record